Messenger RNA from Punica granatum (pomegranate), 1255 nucleotides. Lineage: Eukaryota; Viridiplantae; Streptophyta; Magnoliopsida; Myrtales; Lythraceae. The record is from RefSeq and is a predicted model, not a curated record.
CACGGGACAAUGGAGUGAGUGUGAGCUCAGCUGCAAUGGCAAUGGAGUCUCUCCACAGAUUCUCCCUCCGUCUCCUUCCCCUCUCCGCCUCCCACUCCCGCCCCUUCCCCUUACCAAAAGCUUUCGGCACACGGACGCCUCGAAUACCGGACCCUUCCCGGAGUCUAAACUUCAACCUCCUCACGACCCGGAGAGCUCAGAGCUACAACAACACCUCUUCCUCCUCCUCUUCGAUAGCGAGGGCCGGGUGGCUCCUGAGUCUCGGCGGAGGAAGCAAGACGAUGGCGGGCUUGCCGGACAUAGUGAAGGCUGGCGACCCGGUUCUGCACGAGCCCGCCCGAGAAGUUGACCCGUCGGAAAUUGGGUCGGAGAGGAUUCAGAAGAUCAUCGACGAUAUGGUGGCUGUCAUGCGCAGAGCUCCCGGAGUUGGCCUCGCCGCUCCUCAGAUUGGACUCCCCUUAAGGAUCAUAGUUUUGGAAGAUACUAGAGAGUAUAUCAGUUAUGCCCCUAAGGAAGAGAUCAAAGCCCAGGAUCGACGGUCUUUUGAACUUCUGGUUAUCUUAAAUCCAAAACUCAAAAAGAAGAGCAACAGGACAGCACUUUUCUUUGAGGGUUGUUUAAGUGUUGAUGGAUAUAGAGCAGUAGUGGAGCGGUACCUAGAUGUUGAGGUUUCAGGCUUGGACCGGGAUGGAAAACCCAUUAAAGUAGAUGCCACGGGAUGGCAGGCUCGGAUUUUACAGCACGAAUGUGACCAUCUUGAUGGAACUCUUUACGUUGAUAAGAUGGUCCCCAGAACAUUCAGAAUCACCGAGAACUUGAACUUGCCUCUUGCUGAUGGAUGCCCCAAGCUUGGUGUUCAAAAUCAGUGACUGAGGAUGACAUUUCAUAGGAAUCCCUCUGUUGGUGUUGAGGUGGUCCAUGUCAAUUUGUCUAUUAUCAUCAGAUCAUAUGAAGGACAAUGGCAUUGACAAAUUUCAAUGGGGGACCUUUGGGAUUUGUGGGUUCCUCCUAUCUUCAGUCAGUUGCUACGAGAAGCCACCAAAAUCCUCUGUAUUAUUAGACACAGAAAGAUUUGUGCCCUUUGAUCCCCCAGCUUUUACCUUUCGGCGAUUCUUUUACAUUCUCAAUCUAGUUUACAUCACAUGUUUCAUGUCCGAAACUCGGAUCAAGGAAGAUCACUUACGAUCCUGAUCCUUUGAAAGGUUGAUGAUUCCCAAACUCAAUGUGGGGAACCAUUUUUGUUCUUUUUCUCUGA